AAAACCCGCGAUUUAGAAACCACCGGAGAGUUUGUUCGCCGCCAUGAAACCAGCAAGUGGUACGGUGGCUAAACAAGGCGAUGGAGGAGGAGAAGGCAAGAAAUUCGCGUUGGGGAAUGUAUACACUGUCAAGUUGACCACCGGAGACGUGUUCAAUGGAAUCGUCUUGGGAUAUGAUUCUAAUCCCAACAUCGUCAUGUUCGAAGAAGGAACGAAGCCUAAACCUCUGGAUUCGAAGACCUUACGGAUGGUGAAUGCGAAUUUCAUAACCGAGCUGACGAGUCUGGGGAGAGUUAAGGAUCCGCUCGCUAAAAGGCCUUCGACUAGUCUUGAUGAACUCGAACAGAAAGAAGUUAAUGUCAUUAGGGACAUCGAGAAAAUUGGUUUUGGUGUUACAGCAGAGGCGCAGAAGAUCUUUGACGCGAUUUCUAAGACGCUUCCUACAAGGUGGGUAAACAAAGACAUUCUCGUAAUGGGAGAAGUGUUUAUUCGAAGCCCUUAUUAUCCUGAUUGUGUCGAUGGAGGAACCCGUGCUGCCAAUGAUCGAGUAAAGACCGUGCUGAAGCAGGAGAGAAAGAAGUUGCAACUCAGUGACACAUAAGGCCAUUGAAGGAGUUGUUUAAUGAACACACAGUAGAAAAGUAAGUCACUACUGUCCCCGAGAAGUGUACCUAGACCUGAUACCAUGUGUAAAUUCGCUUCAGGAUAAGAAGAUUAGAGAUUUUUGUAUUGCAGAGAUUGAAUUGUGGUGUUGACAAGAACACAGAGAUUGUCAGAGUUUUCCUCUGUAUAUCAAAUCUGAACCAAAACAUGAUUAGUGACAUAUUCACUGAUUAAAAGGUCAACAUUCACAUUUUCUA
Capsella rubella is the source of this 860-nucleotide messenger RNA. RefSeq lists its product as uncharacterized. The record is from RefSeq and is a predicted model, not a curated record. Bases 44 to 601 code for a protein of 185 amino acids. The transcript has 5 exons. Lineage: Eukaryota; Viridiplantae; Streptophyta; Magnoliopsida; Brassicales; Brassicaceae.